AUGGAGGCCAUAGGCAUUGCUGCUAGCUUCAUCGCCAUCGGCCAAGCGUUGUUGGCCUGUCGCCAUGUGGUAAACCUGCUUCAAGAAAUCCCGAAAAUCGGCAACGAGCUAGCAUCACUCAACAACGAGGCAAGUUCAAAGAGGCGUUCGAGCAUCGAAAGUCUCCGAGCUGCUGUGGAGGCAGCCAGCACGCAAGGAAUGACAUUCUACGACAACGAGAUUGAAGGUCCGGACCUCCGGCUAGCCAGAGGCCAGAUCACCCAUAUCGCAAACAAACUCGAGAAAGUUCGCCUGAAAUGCACCCAGGUCAGAGAAAAUGGCAAGAUCAAGCCUAGAAUGACGAGAUGGUUUUUGAUGCAAAAGGUGCUACAGCAGUGUCGCGACAAAGCUCGCGAUGCCCGCUCAGCCCUUCAACUUGCGCUGGUUACCUUGAACUUGAAGGGCACAGUUUGA
Molecule: messenger RNA, 453 nt
Organism: Colletotrichum aenigma
Lineage: Eukaryota; Fungi; Ascomycota; Sordariomycetes; Glomerellales; Glomerellaceae
Exons: 3
Coding region: 1-453 (150 amino acids)
Source: RefSeq, a predicted model, not a curated record